Molecule: messenger RNA, 2899 nt
Organism: Cloeon dipterum
Lineage: Eukaryota; Metazoa; Arthropoda; Insecta; Ephemeroptera; Baetidae
Gene: Hex-A
Product: Hexokinase A
Exons: 9
Coding region: 136-1533 (465 amino acids)
Biological process (GO): glycolytic process; glucose metabolic process; intracellular glucose homeostasis
Cellular component (GO): cytosol; mitochondrion
Molecular function (GO): ATP binding; fructokinase activity; D-glucose binding
Source: RefSeq, a predicted model, not a curated record
GACACUAUUAAGCCAGGCCAAAGUGUAUCAGGCCAGCCAGUUGGUAGGCAUAAGCACGGACAAAGCUGCCAGCGCUGAGUGCACCGGUGCACACGCCAAAUAAUUGCUGUUGUCGCAGACGAGUCCGAGGCCGCCAUGAGGGAGUACACCGACGCCAACAACAAGGCGGCCGCCAGCAAAAACCGGCGGGCCAAAUUGACCGUUAGAGAGCGUUUGCAGGACUUGGUGCUGAGCACCGACCAGGCUCUCGAGAUCAAGAACAAGCUCAACCACGAGAUCGAACGGGGUCUCGGCAAGGACACGCAUGACACUUCGUCUGUCAAGUGCUUCAUCACCUAUGUUCAGGACCUACCCAACAGCAAAGAGCGUGGCAAAUUCUUGGCUCUGGACUUGGGAGGCACAAAUUUCCGCGUGCUGCUCAUCACCCUGGCCGAAGGUGCGCAUUUCCACAUGGACUCUAAAAUCUACGCGGUACCAAAGGACAUCAUGACUGGACCUGGCACCGGGCUGUUUGACCACAUUGCUGAUUGCUUGGCCGACUUCAUGAAGGAGUACGAUGUGUACAAAGAGAAACUGCCCCUGGGCUUCACCUUCAGCUUCCCCUGCGUGCAGGAGGGUCUGACCAAGGCCCGCCUGUCCACCUGGACCAAAGGGUUCAAUUGCGAGGGUGUUGAGAACAAUGACGUCGUCAAAUUGCUCAAGGAAGCUAUCGCGAGGCGAGGGGACGUGCAAAUCGACGUGAUGGCAGUCUUGAACGACACAACAGGCACCCUUAUGUCGUGCGCCUACAAAAAACACAACUGUCGAGUCGGCCUGAUAGUUGGCACCGGAAGUAACGCCUGCUACGUUGAGAAGUUGGAGAACGUGCAGCUGUGGGACGGGCCGACCGAAGGCGUUCCUGACCAGGUCAUCAUCAACACUGAAUGGGGCGCAUUCGGCGACAACGAUGUGCUGGAAAAUAUCCGCACAGAGUACGACCGCACCAUUGACAGAGAGUCCAUCAAUCCAGGCAAACAACUUUUUGAGAAGAUGAUCUCUGGCAUGUACAUGGGCGAGCUCGUUCGUCUAGUCCUGGUGAAACUGAUCCGAGAGGGUCUCAUCUUUGGCGGCAAGUCGUCAGACUUGAUCCAAGAAAAGGGAAGGUUUUACACUAAAUACGUCUCAGAAAUCGAGAGUGAUAAGCAGGGCGAGUACCACAGUUGCUUGCAGGUGCUUGAGGAGUUGGGUUUGGGUGGCGUGGCCACCGAGACAGACAUGGCCGACGUAAGGACAGUCUGCGAGCUGGUUUCUCGCCGUGCUGCCCACUUGACCUCGGCCGGCGUCGCCUGCCUGCUCGACCGAAUGGGCGAGAAGGACGUAACCGUGGCCGUGGACGGCUCCGUUUAUCGCUUCCACCCGCAUUUCCACCACCUUAUGAUGGACAAAAUCUCUGAGCUCAUUGACCCCUCCAUCAAGUUUGACCUCAUGCUGUCCGAGGAUGGCAGUGGGCGAGGGGCCGCCCUGGUGGCUGCUGUUGCCUGCAGGGAUCGGUGAAUUGGUCAUCAGUCAAGAUUUAUGUGUAAAUAGGAAACAACACACCUCAAAUAGCAAAGCAAAACAAACAAACAAACAAAAAAAUAAUAAAAAAUAUAAAAAGUUGUGUAAAUGGCACAGCACAGCCAUUAAUAGACUGAUUUUCAAGAGCAGGCGAUGAAACUUUUACGUACUUAUCAGCAACUAUUGCUUUUGAAAGUGACAAAUUGCCACGUUGUUACAAAUCGAUUUGAAUUUUAAAGCCGUGUGGCUGCGGGAUCUUUGUGUACUUAAUCGCGAGCAAUAAUUGCAAGGCGGGUGUCCUCAAAUUUGCCUCUGAUCACAACGCAAGUACGCAUUGACUCAGUCAGAAGUGUAUACUGAAGGAAAACAUGAACUCUUUGCUGUGCCAUUAUAAUAGAAUUAAAUCCAACUGCAGAGAAAGACCUCAUUCCAUUUCAGCAAAUGUUUGGCGGAAAAGAGUUAAAACUGUUAAAGCCACGCGUUGUUAAAAAAAAAAAAAUGAUGUGCGAGCCCAACGCUCUGGUAGUUUUUUGCACUUUUCAGCGUGUUUUGUCUUCAUAUAAGAGGUUUGAGUUAUUUUAAAUAGAUUCAUUGUUAUUGUUGGACCGAAUUUAGGGUAUGAGACGAAUGCUUGCCUGCUACCAAGUUGAAUUUUAGGGGCUUAAGGUGAUUUUCGUUACUGUUACGUUAACACACAGCAGGAUUUUAAAGAAUGGUACAGUGGAAUGGGUAAAUUUUUAACAAUGUGAUACAAUUUUAAUUGGUUGAUUUUUGUUAUAGUUUUUAAAUAACUCAAUUUUAUCAUCAUAAUUCGUAACGUUGCGAUGCAUCUUAAUUUUGUUGGCCCGUCGUUGUAUUAAAUAAAAUUCAUAAUAUUAUUGCUGUAAAAUAAAACAUGAUGCUUCGGAGUGAUACUAUUAAUAUAAGCCACUUCGCUAGACAUUUGUUAAUUCAUAUUUGAAAAAACGGCCAUUAGUAGUAAAAUUUUAAUAGGUUUAUAUCUCAGAUUCCGAUUUUUUGCAAGUUCUUUUGUGCGCUAAAUAUUCAUUAUAUUAUGUAUUGUACAAUUUUGGAAAGGAAUUAUAAAAAUGAGAACAGCCUAAUUUAAAUCGAAGAUAUAUUUUUGUAUGUAGAUACUAUGUCAUUUUGGCGGAUAACUGAAUUUUAUUGAAUACUUUUGUUUAAAUGGCACACACACAUCAGCAAACAACCUACUAUGUACAUGUAUGCAUCACCACAAGUUUAGAUCUGUACAAUUUCUAUAAAUUAUAUUCUCCUCAUUUUGUACUUAUGGGAAAAAAUUUAAUAGUUAAAGCGAAAGCGAUGAAUAAAAGUGCAAAGAGCAAAAAUUAAGUCCUGUGAA